CUAAGAUUCAGUUUUCAGUAUGAGCGAACGGGAGAAAACGAAGUUGAGGACGAUGUUGCGUUGUAUCUUGCUGUGUGCCUGUAUUGUAGCAAGCGCCGCAGACGACUUCACGGACAAAUAUGCGCAGUACAUCAAAGAUUACAAGUUUGGAAUAUUUCCAGGUACGAAGUGGUGUGGCCGUGGAGACGUCGCAGCGGGUAAUGAACUGGGAUCGCUGCCCGUGACUGACGCCUGUUGCCGAGGACAUGACAAAUGUAGGCCUAAUGUUAAAGGCCAUAAAUUCUAUAAAGGAGUCUUCAACAUGUGGCCAUAUACCAGGCUACAUUGCGAUUGCGACACGGUCUUCUACGACUGCUUGAAGAACGCGGAAGCUUCAGAGUCUGAAGCGAAGACUGUAGGAACAAUUUACUUCGACCUCUUGGCAUCGAAAUGUUUCAAGACUGUCGACAAAAAGGUCUGCACUAAAUGGAAAUGGUGGUCCUGUGCGAAGUACGAGAUGAAGAAAGAAGUGGCUUUUGUCAGUACUCCAAAAUAUCGGACAUGAUUGUUCAAAAAAUGUCAUUCCGGUUUCAGGGUUCUAUAAAGUUUGUCGAAAAGGA
Molecule: messenger RNA, 599 nt
Organism: Gigantopelta aegis
Lineage: Eukaryota; Metazoa; Mollusca; Gastropoda; Neomphalida; Peltospiridae
Product: phospholipase A2-like
Exons: 4
Coding region: 20-544 (174 amino acids)
Biological process (GO): arachidonate secretion; phospholipid metabolic process
Molecular function (GO): A2-type glycerophospholipase activity
Source: RefSeq, a predicted model, not a curated record